GCGAGGGAGGGAGCGAGCGUCCGCCCUGACGACCGCGGCGGCGUCUGCGCCUGGAGGCGGGAGCCGUGACCCGACCCGAGGGGGGGAACAUAAAUCUACAACCAAACUUCAAAAUGCCUCCUAACUUGGAUUGGAAUAAGCUAAUGACAGUUGAUCCAGACUCCUUGCCAAGUCGGGACAAACUGGCAGAUAAGUUAUUGGAUUCUAUUUCAAAGGUUGAAGGCAAUGAUUUGACAGCAGAGAACCCAGAGAAGCUGAUUCAGCUUUUCCGCAUCACUCAGACCUUAAUGAAGAUGAAAGCACAAGAGGUUGAGUUGGCUUUGGAAGAAGUUGAAAAAGCUGGUGGAGAACAGGCAAAAAUGGAAAACCAACUGAAAGCAAAAGUGGUUAAGCUGGAACAUGAGGUGGAGAUGGCCCAAAUGAGUACUGGAGGCCGUGAUACUCGAUUUUUACGAGAAGAAAUUCGUCAGUUGGAAAACCAGCUGCAGUUUAAGGAUCGAGAACUGACUGAAAUCGAAAGAGAGCUGAACAAAGAAAAGAAAAUCUCUGAGCAACUGGGGAUUCGGAUCAAAGAGGUAGAAAAUGAAAACAAUAAAAUAAGAAGAGAGAAUGAGCAACUACGCCAGGACGUUACCGAUUAUCAACGACAAAUAGAUUCUCAGAGGGAAACACUCCUUACCAGGCGAGGUGAUGAAGCUGACUACAGAUCUCAGCUCUCCAAAAAGAACCUGGAACUCGUGCAAUAUUUAGAUGAAAUUCAGAACAUAACUGAGGCCAAUGAAAAGCUGGAAGCACAAACCAAAGAUCUGCAGAGAAACUUGGAAGAGUCUGUGCAAGAAAUGGAAAAGAUGACCGACGAAUACAACAAAAUGAAACUGAUUGUUCAGCAUUCGGACAGUAUCGUGGAUCAGAAUAGAAGGGAAAAGGAACAGCUCACAUUACAGGUACAAGAACUGACUGAGCAACUCCAAACCAGAACAGAUGAAGAGGAUCCUGUGAUACUGGCAGUGAAUGAAAAAAUUGAGGAAUGGAAGAGAGUGUUAACUGCUAAGGAUGAGGAAAUCACUGAGUACCAGCAAAUAUUACGGGAUCUCACAAAUAAAUUAAGAACUGCUGAGCUUGACAAUGAUAAAAGCACUGUUAUUGGCCUCCAACAGAUCAUAGCAGAGCUCUUAACUGCUGUACAUGAACGAGACUACCAAAUUAAGAUUCUGACUGAUCAAAUCGAACUGCACACCGUUGAAAUGAAUAGAAAUGUGCUCCUCAUUGACGAAUUACAAUCUCAGUUAAAGCACGAUAUGGGUUUUCCCACCCUUCAUCAGCAAAGCCGAAUCGGAGAGCUCCAGCACAAAGUAAAUCUGUUAGAGCAAAAAAUCCGGGAAGCUGAGCGGGUAGCAGAACUUGCUGAGAGUGAUGCCAAAGAAAAAGACCAAGAACUUAGUGAGGCUUUGACUCGAAUGAGGGCAUAUGAAUCUGGUGAAUAUGGACUGGAAAAUGCAGUUGCAGAAAUUAAGGAGUGCAAGAACCAUAUCAAAAUCAGAGAUCAUGAAAUUGAAGCAAUGAUCAGAGAGAUCAAUAACCUUGAGCUGAAGAUAAAUGACCUUUUGGAUGAAAAUGAAAAUCUCCGGGGACGGCUAGGUCUCAAUCCUAAAGACAUAAUUGAUCUGACUGAAUUUAAGAAAAACAAAAACUUGAAACAGCAGCAGUAUCGAGCUGAGAACCAGAUUCUUCUGAAAGAGAUUGAACACCUCGAGGAAGAAAGACUGGAACUGAAGAAGCAAAUCCGCAAGCUGGCCCAAGAUAGAGGUACACGGGCAGGUAGACUGGGACUUUCAGCAGACGACUUGCAGUUGGUCGAGGAACUUGCUGAUGAUUUGAGCCCACGUAAAUCAAGACUUUUUUUGAGCUCUAGCAACUGGGAUGAGUUAAAAGAUAAGAAUUGCCUGCUGCACAGGGAAUUACUGAACAAAGAAGAACAAUUUCAAAGUGCAGAAGUAGAACUCAUUCAGCUCAGCAAGAACAUGAUACAGAAUGAAUACCUUUCAAAAGAAGUGCAAGAGAAAGAGAAAGAAGUGGAGCAAAGAAAGAUUCAAGUCGCUGAGUUGAAAGCUAAAUUAAAGGACGUGGUAGAAGAAAAUAAGCAAUUCGAGCAUGGUAUGAAAGAGAUCCUAGAAGCCAUAAAGAAUACCCAGAACGAAACCCUUCCCAAAAGAGGGGAGCCAAUUCUGAAGAUAGAAAGUUUAGAGAGACUAGUUAGUGCUAUUGAAAUGAAGAAUACGAAAGGUACUUUUGAUGUGAAUGUCCAUCUCAAAGCUCAGGUUGACCAGUUGACAGGGAGAAAUGAUGAACUUCGACAAGAGCUUAGAGAGGCUCGGAAGGAAGCUGGUAUAGCCAACAGUCAGAUGGAGAAAGCCAAUGAAAGGGUCACACGUCUAGAAAAUGAGAUCAAGUUAUUACAUCAAUCAAGAGGACAUAGUGUUGUGUUUCAGCCUCUAACUUUUCCAGAAGGAAUGGAACCCUCCAGUACUGAUAUUAUCAAUAGUCUGAAUGAAUAUCUAGUGCAGCUUCUACAGGACAUAUCAAAUAAAGAGAAAGAUAUAGCAAAAGUGCAAGAUGCGGUUGAAGAAUAUAAACGCAAAUUUGCAGUGAUUCGUCAUCAACAAGGCUUGCUAUACAAAGAAUAUCAAAGUGAAAGGGAAUCCUGGCAGAGGGACAUUGAGAAAGUUGCAGAAGAAAAGAAGAAACUUGAGGAUUUAAAGGAACAAGAUGCUGUUAAAAUUAAGCAAUACAAUCAACUAUUAGAAACACUUCAGAUGGAUCCUGAUGAAAUGAAGAAACGACUUGCAGAUAUUGUUCGAAAAAGCACUGUACUACACGUGAAUGAAAAGUCCUUAACCAGGCGCUACACAACCUUGCUUGAGAUGGAGCAGCACUUAAGGAAAGAAAAUAACAAACUCAGGAAUGAUAAUAUAGCCAUGGAGGUAGCUGUCAGUGAAAGAAUUGGGUACCUACAGAGAUUCAAGGAUGUUGCUGCAUUUAAAACUGCUGCAUUGCAGAAAGCCCUGGAAGAAAGUGUGCCUAUAUCUGACAUGGAACGUGCUAAUGCACAAUAUAAUGAACUGACAGCUAAAUAUAGGGACUUACUGCAAAAAGAUAACCUGCUAGUUCAGAGAACAUCUAAUCUGGAGAAUUUGGAGGGCGAAAAUACAGCAUUUCGUGAGGAUAUUGAUGGCUUGAACAAAGAGUUAGAGAUUACAAAGGAAAAACUUCACACACUGGAACAAGCCUGGGAACAAGUCAAUAAACUUGGAGGUACUGUUGCCAUGGAUAAAGCAACAAAAGCAAUUACCAACAGUGAAAUUGUGUCCAUCUCCAAGAAGAUCACCAUGCUAGAAAUGAAGGAAUUAAAUGAACGACAGAGAGCUGAGCAUGCCCAUAAAAUGUGUGACCACAUGCAGAACACACUGAAACAACUGGAAGAAAGGAAUAGUGAGCUUGAGACUAAAUUUGCUGAGAUAACAAAGAUAAACCUGGAAGCUCAGAAGAUUGAACAAGAGCUGAGAGAUGAGUUGGCGAAGGGUGUGAGCAAAGCAGUGAGUGAUGCAGACAGGAAACGCAUCGCAGCAUUGGAAAAAAGUGAAUCUGAAUUAAAAAUUGAGGUGUCAAUGUUAAGAGACAUUUCAGAUGUAGCCAAAAUGCAGGUUGGAACCUUAGAAGCUCGUCAGCAAUCCAGGGAGAAGGAGGUGGCGGCUCUCAGGAGACAAGUACUGGAUUACCAGGUAGAAUCUGAUGAGAAAGCUCUAAUUGCAACAUUGCAUCAGCACAUUAUUGCACUGCAGGUCAGUGAAACCACUGCAGUCAACAAGUUGGAGGUUAUUACAAGCAAGCUCCAAAAAUUGGAGGCGUGCAAUCUUCGGCUGGAGCACAAAUUGGAUGAGAAGGAGCAAGCACUUUACUACGCUAGGCUAGAGGGCAGAAACAAAGCCAAACACCUGCAACAGACUAUUCAGUCUUUACGGAGACAAUUCAGUGGAGCCCUGCCACUGGCCCAACAGGAAAAGUUCUCCAAAACCAUGGUCCAGCUGCAGAAUGACAAACUGAAGAUCAUGCAGGAGGUUAAGCGUGCCCAGGAGGAAAGGAGAGCUGCAGAAGACAAGGCAACAGAGCUGGAACUGAAGAUACAUAGUCUAGAGGAGCUGAUCGGAUCAUUAAAGGAUGCCAGAGGAGCGCAAAAGGUAACUGAAUGGCACAAGAAAAUGGAACAACUGCGUCUCGAAGAACUCAAACUAAACCGAUGUAUAAACAAGCAAAAAGAAGAACUCAAAUAUUUGAACAACAUUAUCUCCGAACAAGAACGCACCAUCAACAGUCUGGAAGAAGAAAUGGUUCAACAAAACAAGUUCCAUGAAGAACGGCAGUUAAUAUGGGAUCAGAGAGAAGUGGAGCUGGAACAUCAGUUGGAUCGGUAUGAGAAACAGCAGAAUGAAGUGCUAAGUACAGCAAAAAAGUUCGAGGAAGCUACUGGCUCAAUCCCAGACCCAAGUGUGCCACUUCCGGAACAAUUAGAUGUAGCUUUACAGAAGAUCAGAGGGCAUAUCCGAACAAUUCUCGAAACUCAGGGAACCUGCAGAACUCUGGAAGAGAAACUUAAAGAGAAGGAAGCAGCAUUGUGGAAGGCUGAACAGAAUGUGUUGUCUAGAGACAGAGUUAUAAAUGAGCUGAGGCUCCGACUACCUGCAACAGUUGAGCGAGAAAAGCUAAUAGCCGACCUUGGUGAUCAAAAGGAAGAUAACCAGGAAAGCAGAAAGACCCUGAAAAUAGCCCAUCAAACCAUCACCAACAUGCAGGCCAGGUUAAAUCAGAAAGAAGAAGUUCUGCACAAAUAUCAACAUUUGCUGGCAACAGCUCGAAAGGAGCAGGAGGAAAUUGCUAGGAAGCAUGAGGAGGAUCUUAAAAUUUUGCACCAGAAAAUGGAUUUACAAGCAGAUGCAUCACUGAGCAAGUUUAAAGAAGCUGCAAUAGAGCUGAUGAAAAAACCAUCCCUUCCUAUUCCUACAACCAAUCACCUGCAGCGCCUGGCCGAGAUGGAGCAGAUAGUAGCCGAGCAAGAUAACUCACUGUGUGCACUUACAGACAAACUAAACAGAGCAACCACGGAGGCUGAGAAGCACAAACAAAUUACUGUGCUGAAAAUGAAGGAAUACCAGACUGAAAAAGCAAAGCUUGAAGAGAAUCACGCUGCUCACGUAAAGAGACUAAAGAAUGAGAUAAAUGAACUGAAGAACACGAUAUUACAGAUGGAGAAAGAACUAGAGUACUUCAAAACUGAACUGGAGGCCCAAAAGCAAGCAAAUACAAGAGCACCUACAAAUACCAUGAAACACUUAGUGGAAAGAUUAAAAAGUCAACUGGCCUUGAAAGAAAAGCAACAAAAGGCUCUGAGUAAGGCAUUACUGGACCUGCGAGCUGAAAUGACGUCUCAUGCAGAAAAGCAAAUCAUUACCUCAGCUGCACAAAAGGAGGAAAACUUCAAUGUUCAACUUAUUGUUGAUAAACAAACCAAAGAACUAAGGAUACGCAUAGAAGAGCUGUCCAACCAUCUUGUAGCAAGCAAGGAGAACCUCAAAGCAUGUAGAAACAAAGAGUCGACCAUGACGUCUGAACUAGAACAUUUAAAUGGAGAACUGCAAAGAAAGGAGCGGGCUGCAAACAAAUUGCAGACAGAAAAGGAUGAGCUGGACAAAGAGAACGAAGAACUGAAGAAAAAAAUUAAAAGGCUGUGCAGCAGUAUGCAGACCAGGACAGCCACUGACAAUAAGCAGAAUUUAAUAGAUGAACUGCAGAAAAAGGUGAAGAGAUUGGAAAGUGAACUGGGCAAGAAAACUACUUCUGAACAUGCUGAGAGAAAAACUGUGAAAGAAGACAGGACAUCAAAAGAGGAAAUUGUGAGGUGGGAAGAGGGUAAAAAGUGGCAGGCCAGACUGGAAGGAGUAAGAAACAAAUUAAAAGAAAAAGAGAAGGAGGUGGACAGUAUGGCAAAGCAGAUCAUUACUCUAAAGGACUUGUAUACAAAAGUUGAACAGGAAAAGGUAACUUUACAAAAGAAACUCAAAGCUCGUGGAGUUACUGUGGACCAAGUAAUCGGCAUCAGAAGCAUGGAAUCCAACAAAGAGAUUGAAGAUUUGAAAAGAAAAAACAGUGAUCUUGAGGAUCAGAUAGUAGCCAUGAGGCUACAGCAAGCUUUACCGCGAGACUCUGUGGUAGAAGAUUUGACCUUAAAAAAUUGUUACCUGCAUGAAAAGCUUCAGGCAUUAGAAAGACAACUGUCAAAAGACCCAUUUUCCAGACCAUCGACAUCUGGAGUUGGUUCUGAAGCUGCAUCUCAGAAAGAGCAAGAGCUUCAAAGGGAGAACCUCAGUCUCUCGGCAGAUAAUGUUGAACUGCGCUUUCAACUGGAACAGGCCAUUAAGGAUUUGCCACGAUUAAAGGAUCAAGUUGGUAAUCUCCAAGAAAUGUGUGAACUUCUCAGGAAGGAGAAAACAGAAUUAGCAAGGAAACUUGGGAAUGUUCGAGGGUCUGGACGCAGUGGGAAGACCAUCCCUGAAUUAGAAAAAACAAUCGGCUUGAUGAAGAAGGUGGUAGAGAGAGUGCAAAGAGAAAAUGAAGGGCUGAAGAAGGCACCGGAAGUGAUAUCCAGUCAGAGACUGAGCGCUCUUGAAAUGGAAAAUGAAAACCUUAAGUGUGAACUGGAGAAGUUGAAAAAGCAGAUGGAGGAUCAGCUGAGUUUGCAAUAUGAGGCCAAGACAAAAGGCACAGAGAAGAUAAUAGCUGAGAAUGAGCGGUUACGAAAAGAGCUAAAAAAGGAAGCUGAUGGUGCUGAAAAGCUGCGUAUUGCUAAAAACAAUCUGGGGAUUUUGAACGAAAAACUGACGGUACAGUUGGAAGAGACCAAUAAACGAUUAAACUUUGCAGAAAGUCAGGGUCCACAACUUGAGGGUGCGGAUAGCAAGAGCUGGAAGUCCACUGUAGUGUCCAGAAUGUUUGAGAGCAAAGUGAAAGAGUUGGAGACAGAGAUUGCAAAAAAGAACCAAAGUCUCGCUGAUCUUAAACAGCUGCUGAGAGAAUCAAAUGACCGAGAAAAAAAGUUUGUGUGUAAAGCAGAUGAGCUGAAGGAACAGAUUGAGUUGCUCAAACAAUUUCCUGACGAAGCAAAAACAGGACACAGUCUCGUCAGAGAACUACAACUAAUGAGACUGGCAUAUGAUCGCUUGGAAAAAGAGAAAGCUGCCCUUGAACUCCACCAUCUGGAGAUCCACAGAAUGCAAAGUGAUGCCAUUGCUGGUACAAGUGCAGGAUACAAUGAUGUAAGGGAGCGAGGACAAUGUGAAGAUACAUAUAAGGGAGAAGUAGUAGAGUUGCAAAAGCAACUAAAGGUAUCAAACGUAGAGAAACAACAUUUGCAGGAAGAAAUAAAGAGGUUGAAAAAAGAACUCAGCAACUUUGACCCCUCAUUUUUUGAAGAGUUGGAGGACUUGAAAUUCAACUACAGGCAAGAGGUUAAACGAAACAUUCUUUUGGAAGAACAGAUCAGGAAAUUAUCAGAAAGGUUUGGGGUGGAAGUAGAUAUUCCUGGAAAUUGCUCCAGUGACUGAGAAGAUCCAAUGCGUGGAUCAUUAUAGAGAAGUGUUAUUAGAGUGGAUGGAAUUUACCAUUCAGAGCUUAAAGUCGUUAUAAUUAUUUGGUUUGAAAAAUUCUGUUAGAUUCUUUGAAUGCUAGUUUUAAAAUGCAUGUGUUAAAUUAAUAUUUCCAAAUUUUUAAGCAGUUAUGAUAAAUAAUCCUUGCAUUUUAUAUAGCGCCUUAUCACAUCUUUGAGAUGUCUCAAAGCGCUUCACAGAAUAUACUGUAAAGUGAAUUGACUAUAUUUUGUGGGCGAAUCUGGGCACAAUGUCCAGUUCCCAAAUUGCUGCAAAUGUUACUAAUGUCCUUGUAAAUGUACAGAAAGCCGGCCAUUGUAGUAAUUUUUACUCUGCAGCAUUUCACGAGAACAUAACUUUGGAGACAAUUUUUCCCCCAAGUUAAAGGAAGUUUCUGUGCAUUCUAGAGAGGAAGAAGUCUACUCUUCCCUCCUCAAUGUUGGUAUUGUGUUGGUAAAAAUCUGAGUUUAUAUUUAUAGUAUGUGAAAUAGUAAAGAAGAAAGGAUAAUGUGCAAAAUUAGAAUCUUUUUAUUCAUUACUAUCCGUUCUGUGAUAUCUACUCCGGCACUGAAUGUUUAAACAAAUUCUAUUCUUCCAAAACUGGUAAACCACAGGAUCUGACAGAAACAUACAGAGAACCUGAGAAACAGUAUUUUUGUAGUAUUUAUGUACCGAGAAUUUUUGACAUUGUUACUUAUUUAUUAAAUUUGUAGAACAAUUUUAAAUAAACCGCUUCCAAACAGC
Callorhinchus milii (elephant shark) is the source of this 8438-nucleotide messenger RNA. RefSeq names its product centrosomal protein 290 (gene cep290). The record is from RefSeq and is a predicted model, not a curated record. NCBI's taxonomy places the organism in Eukaryota, Metazoa, Chordata, Chondrichthyes, Chimaeriformes, Callorhinchidae. The coding region runs from base 114 to 7652 and encodes 2512 amino acids. The transcript is spliced from 55 exons. Gene Ontology annotation, biological process: kidney development; camera-type eye development.